UCACUUUUCUCAAACUUACAAAAAACAAAAAAACAAAAACAAACAAACUUUUAGGCUCAUUCUCAGCACAACAAAAAUCAUCAUGUCUGAACCAUCAGAAAAUAUGUUAACUUUGACAACUUUUGACAAGGACGAAUUCUCCGUGGAGCAGUCACUGGCCAUCCAGUCGGAGCUCAUCAAGAACAUGAUCGAGGACGAGUGUGAAUUGACCACCAUUCCAUUGCCAAACGUGACCACCAAGGUCUUGGAAAUGAUCAUCGAGUUCUGGAGGAAGCACGCGGACUCAAAGGCUCCGGAGGAAGACUUAAAGAAGUUUGAUGCCGAGUUCAUAGAAAAACCUAUACCGGAACUCUUCCAGCUUGUUCAGGCCGCGGACUACUUGAACACUCAUGAUUUAUGGGACUUGACUUGCCAGAAGAUUGCUGACAAUAUCAAAGAUAUGAUGCCGGAGGAGGUCAGGGAGAUAUUCAACAUCGAAAAUGACUUGACACCGGAGGAGGAGGAGGAGAUUCGGAGGGAGUAUGCUUGGGCAUUCGAGGUGUGA
Molecule: messenger RNA, 544 nt
Organism: Cornus florida
Lineage: Eukaryota; Viridiplantae; Streptophyta; Magnoliopsida; Cornales; Cornaceae
Product: SKP1-like protein 14
Exons: 1
Coding region: 83-544 (153 amino acids)
Biological process (GO): SCF-dependent proteasomal ubiquitin-dependent protein catabolic process
Cellular component (GO): cytoplasm; nucleus
Molecular function (GO): cullin family protein binding
Source: RefSeq, a predicted model, not a curated record